Messenger RNA from Chenopodium quinoa (quinoa), 1334 nucleotides. RefSeq names its product thymidylate kinase-like. The transcript has 6 exons. Gene Ontology annotation, cellular component: cytosol; cytoplasm; mitochondrion. Bases 159 to 968 code for a protein of 269 amino acids. Gene Ontology annotation, molecular function: ATP binding; dTMP kinase activity. Gene Ontology annotation, biological process: dTTP biosynthetic process; dTDP biosynthetic process; dUDP biosynthetic process. NCBI's taxonomy places the organism in Eukaryota, Viridiplantae, Streptophyta, Magnoliopsida, Caryophyllales, Amaranthaceae. The record is from RefSeq and is a predicted model, not a curated record.
UCCAAAUGUUAACUGUCUAACAGACGCUCAAGGCUCAACCUUGAGUCCUUGAACAUUGUUCCCGCCCAAAAUUUGAAAAUUUUAUUUUUAUUCGUUUCAAAAUUUCGGAUUUAUAAAAUUGAAGAUUAUUUUGGCGCUGAACAACAAUCAAUCAUCAGAUGCUGCGAACUUUUCCAAAUUUGAAGCCUUUAUUACUCUGUUUCAGGCAGCAGGCAAUUGCAAGGCGAUCAUUGAUUCAGUAUAACAGUGUUAAAUUUCAGUUGAAUUGUUCAAUUUUUGCUACAAAAAUGGAGAAUGAUUCUUCCAAGAAAAUUGAAGUUUCUGCCCUAAACCCCAAUUUACAAUCAAGAGGUGCUUUGGUUGUAUUAGAAGGGUUAGAUCGAAGUGGAAAGAGCUCUCAGUGUAGUCAGCUUCUCUCUCACUUGCAAAGUAUUGGGUGUUCUGCUGAGUUAUGGCGGUUUCCGGAUCGAAAUACUGCUGUUGGGCAGAUGAUUUCUGCUUAUCUUUCCAAUCAAUCUAAUUUGGAUGAUCAUACUAUUCAUCUUUUGUUCAGUGCUAAUCGUUGGGAGAAAAGAUCCAUGAUAGAAGAAAAGUUGAAAUCUGGGACUACCCUCAUUAUAGAUCGUUAUUCAUACUCCGGUGUGGCUUUCUCUUCUGCCAAAGGCCUUGAUUUUGAUUGGUGUAAGGCACCAGAGAUAGGAUUGCUGGCUCCAGACAUGGUCUUAUACCUUGAUAUAUCACCAGAGAAAGCUGCAGAAAGAGGUGGUUAUGGUGAUGAAAGAUACGAGCGUCUUGAUUUUCAAGGGAAGGUCAGAGAAAAAUACCAGGCUCUUCAUGAUGCCUCAUGGAAGAUGGUUGAUGCCUGCUUGCCAAUGGAAGAAGUCCAGAAGAAGCUCAGAGAAUAUGUGCUUGAGUGUGUUGCGGCCUGCAAAAAUGGAAAGGCUCUUUCUCACCUCUGGUCACAAUAAGCAAGCUGCCAUAUGCCUCUUGCUCGCUUGGGCGAAAAUGUAUACUAUAGUCAGUACUCAGUAGUUGCGUUUUGAACUCUUGGUUGAGGUGCUUCUACCUUUAAGUUUAAGUCUAGAAGUUGGAGUUGUAUUAUACUUUGCUUAAGGUAAAUUUGCUUUAAAUUCCUGUAAUUGCUAGUGACAUGGUCUUAACUUUUGCAAAACCAAUAGUAAAUGGGUAUAUUGUAAACAAAAAGUCCUUUGUGAAGUUAAUUUUUUGAUGACUUGGCCAAGUGUGACGGUCUAAGAGUGACUAAGCAUGUCAUAUAAAAUACAUCCGUUGUAUACAAGACCUAUUAUUUAAAACGCACAUAAAAUUAUACUUUA